Molecule: messenger RNA, 1680 nt
Organism: Zymoseptoria tritici IPO323
Lineage: Eukaryota; Fungi; Ascomycota; Dothideomycetes; Mycosphaerellales; Mycosphaerellaceae
Exons: 7
Coding region: 1-1680 (559 amino acids)
Biological process (GO): secondary metabolic process
Molecular function (GO): CoA-ligase activity
Source: RefSeq, a predicted model, not a curated record
AUGCCGACCAAAUCAUCGUAUCCGGACGUUGACAUUCCCGAGGUUGAUCUUUGGGGGUUCAUGUUCGAGAAAGAUAAGAAGUUCUCUGAUGAUCAGGUUAUCUAUCGAGCCAGCAACUCCAACAGAAGCUACACUUUUGCUCAGGUCCGGGAAGCCGCCGCCACGUUCGGGAAAGCCCUUCAGGAGGCAUGGAACUGGCAGAAAGGCGAUGCAUUGAACAUCUACGUCCCAAACGACAUCGACGUUGGGCCUGUUAUCUACGGAACGUUCUUCGCAGGCGGGAUCGUCUCACCAGCCAACCCUGGCUACUCUCCUGAUGAGCUCGCCUUUCAGCUCAACAACUCUGGUAGCAAAGCGAUAGCCACAACAAAGGCAUUUCUCCCUGCUGCGCUGGAAGCUGCGAAGAAGGCCAACAUUCCCGAGAGCAGAAUCGUUCUCAUAGGUGCGGAACACGACGAGUCAAACAAGUUCAAGCAUUGGACUCGUCUUGGAAGUGGAAGCGGCAAUGGCAAUCGACGAAAAGCGGCUCAUACCGAUCUGGCUUUCCUGGUGUAUUCCUCGGGAACCACAGGUCUACCCAAAGGAGUCAUGCUCACCCACUCCAACAUCGUUUCUGAUCUAUGUCAAGUCAACGGCGCCAUGGGCAAGUAUUACAACAGCGGCAAAGACAAGAUCCUCGGCGUCCUUCCCUUCUUCCACAUCUACGGCCUCACAGGUCUGGUGCAGCAACCCCUACAUCGUGGCAUCGAGCUCGUUGUCAUGCCAGCAUUCGAUCUCAAGCAAUUCCUCGAAGCGGUUCAGACGCACAAAAUCACUUUCAUAUACGUGGCCCCGCCUGUCAUUGUGCGCCUUGCGAGAGACGAGAUGGUCAAGGACUAUGACCUGUCUAGCGUGAAGAUGAUCACUUCCGGAGCUGCUCCAUUAACGAAGGAGCUCGUUGAUGCGAUUGAUAAACGGCUGAAGUUAAAGAUCAACCAGGCUUACGGGCUCUCGGAAACCUCUCCAAUGACGCAUACCCAACCUUGGGAGGAAUGGUACAGCUCCGUCGGCAGUGUAGGUAAGAUGUUCCCCAACAUGCUCGCAAAGUACAUGUCCGCCGAAGGCAAAGAACUCGGACCCGGCCAGACGGGUGAGCUCUGGCUAGCAGGACCAAACGUCUUCCAAGGAUACUGGAAGAAUGAGGCGGCUACCGCGGACUCGCUCACUGAGGAGCACGGCAUGAAGUGGUUCAAGACUGGCGAUGUUGGCUUCCAGGAUGAGAAACAUAAUUUUUACAUUACCGAUAGAGUGAAAGAGCUCAUCAAGUACAAAGGCUUCCAAGUAGCCCCCGCAGAGCUGGAGGGAAAGCUGAUGGACCAUCCACUGGUCAACGACGUUGCUGUCAUCGGAGUCGAGGACAGACAGCAGCAUACGGAGGUACCGAGAGCGUACAUCGUGCACGCGAAGAAGGGAGCAGAGGCUGGCGAGAAGGAGACGGGAAAGCCAACGAAGGACAGCGAGAAGGAUGCGGAUGACAUCAUUGCCUGGACGUCGGCCAAGGUGGCCAAUCACAAACGUCUACGAGGAGGUAUCAGAUUCGUUGACGAGAUUCCGAAGAGUGCCAGUGGGAAGAUUUUGAGGAGGGUGCUCAAGGAGAGAGUCAAGGCGGAGGAGUCGAAUGCUGGCAAGUCGAAGCUUUAA